Aspergillus oryzae RIB40 is the source of this 1251-nucleotide messenger RNA. Its product is annotated as tRNA-ribosyltransferase family protein. Gene Ontology annotation, cellular component: cytosol. Bases 1 to 1251 code for a protein of 416 amino acids. Gene Ontology annotation, molecular function: tRNA-guanosine(34) queuine transglycosylase activity. The transcript has 8 exons. Lineage: Eukaryota; Fungi; Ascomycota; Eurotiomycetes; Eurotiales; Aspergillaceae. The record is from RefSeq and is a predicted model, not a curated record.
AUGUCAACGUCUGCACCGGCCACUUCUGCGCCGCGCAAGCCUAUGCCUUCCGCAUUGAAGUUCGAUCUGCAUACGAAAUGCUCAACCACGAAAGCUCGUGCCAGUACUCUGCAUCUUCCUCAUGGCUCGGUCCCUCUUCCGAUCUUUAUGCCGGUUGCGACGCAGGCGUCCCUCAAGGGCUUGACGUAUGACCAACUCAAACAGACCGGAUGCAUGCUUUGCUUGAAUAACACCUACCAUUUGGGGUUGAAACCUGGGCAGGCGGUCUUGGACGAGGUGGGCGGUGCGCAUAAAUUGCAAGGGUGGGAUCGAAAUAUUCUUACCGAUAGUGGCGGUUUCCAAAUGGUUUCCUUGCUCAAACUUGCUACUGUCACGGAGGAUGGUGUUCGAUUCCUUAGUCCCCACGAUGGCACACCUAUGCUGCUCACCCCGGAACACUCCAUCUCCCUGCAGAACUCGAUAGGCUCAGAUAUUAUCAUGCAGCUCGAUGAUGUUAUCGCGACCACAUCGCCGGACCACGCGAGGAUUGAGGAGGCCAUGGAACGGUCGGUGCGAUGGUUGGAUCGGUGCAUCGAUGCGCACAAGUACCCCGAGAGACAAAAUCUGUUCUGUAUCAUCCAAGGAGGAUUAGAUUUAGAAUUACGGAGGAAGUGCUGCGCCGAGAUGGUAGCGCGAGAUACACCGGGCAUUGCCAUUGGAGGACUCUCCGGAGGAGAAGCCAAGGAGGAGUUCUGCAAAGUGGUCGAUACUUGUACUGGGCUUCUUCCAGAUCAGAAACCGAGAUAUGUGAUGGGUGUCGGCUACCCCGAGGAUUUGAUUGUAGGAGUUGCACUCGGUGCGGACAUGUUUGAUUGCGUUUGGCCCACGAGAACAGCUCGAUUUGGAAACGCGGUGGUCCCGUCUGGCACUCUCAACCUUCGCAACCACACUUUUGCCCAGGACUUCAGGCCAGUGCAAGAAGGCUGCACUUGCACCAUCUGUCGCCCCAAAGAUCAGGGUGGCCUAGGAGUUACACGGGCUUACUUACAUCAUAUAGCGGCCAAGGAAACGGUUGGCGCUCACCUCCUUACAAUUCAUAAUGUUCAUUAUCUACUUUCCCUGAUGGGGGCUGCGCGACAGGCUAUCCUGGAGGACCGAUUCCCGGCAUUCUUACGGGAGUUCUUCAGCAAGCUUUAUGGAGAAAAGUCUAAGUAUCCGGAAUGGGUGGUGGGGGCGUUACGGGGUGUUGGCGUUGAUUUGAUGGAAGACUAG